Molecule: messenger RNA, 648 nt
Organism: Lycium barbarum (goji berry)
Lineage: Eukaryota; Viridiplantae; Streptophyta; Magnoliopsida; Solanales; Solanaceae
Product: NAC domain containing protein 50-like
Exons: 1
Coding region: 1-648 (215 amino acids)
Biological process (GO): regulation of DNA-templated transcription
Molecular function (GO): DNA binding
Source: RefSeq, a predicted model, not a curated record
AUGUUCACCAUCUCAGACGAAAAAACCUCAUGCAGUAAAAAUUCUGCACAAAAAGCAGAUGGAUUUCGAUUUCACCCAACAGAUGGAGAAUUGAUGAAAUAUCUUUUACUCCAUGUGUUAGGAAUACCUUAUUCUAAUUUUGUUCCAAUUAAAUACGAAGAUCCUUAUUCUAAAGAGCCAUGGGUUAUUUUUAAUGGUAAAAAAGAGAAGACUUUGUAUUUUUUCACUGAGUUGAAGAAAAAAAAGUCAGAAAAUACAAGGUAUGUUAGAAGUGUUGGAAAAGGUUCAUGGAAAUCACAAGACAAAGGGAAAAAAGUGUGUAGUGAAAGAGGUUCACUUUUGGGAUACAAAAGAAGUUUAAGGUACCAAAAUUCAGGUUCACCACAAGAUGGACAGUGGCUAAUGAAGGAAUAUUCACUUUGUGAAACUGUCAAGAGCUACUUGCGUCAACGUUCUCGUAGUUAUAACAAAGAUAAUUACGUACUUUGCCGAAUCAAAAGAAAGGCUGCAAAAGAUGAUCCAAUUGCCCAAAAAGAGACAAUUGAAGUUGAAGAGCUAGAUGAAAUUAUUGAUCCUCCUCAUGGCUCUCCUUAUUUAUCAAACGAUGCAACAAAAUUGCGUCUUGCCAAUGGAAACUACAACCUUUAG